Molecule: messenger RNA, 1583 nt
Organism: Mangifera indica (mango)
Lineage: Eukaryota; Viridiplantae; Streptophyta; Magnoliopsida; Sapindales; Anacardiaceae
Product: serine/threonine-protein kinase D6PKL2-like
Exons: 2
Coding region: 97-1485 (462 amino acids)
Biological process (GO): protein phosphorylation
Cellular component (GO): nucleus; cytoplasm; plasma membrane
Molecular function (GO): protein serine/threonine kinase activity; ATP binding
Source: RefSeq, a predicted model, not a curated record
AAAAUCCUCUCCUUCCCACUCUAUUCUCACUCUCAAUUUCUGCAAACGCUCCACUUUUCUCCGCUCCCCUCCAGCAAGGGCAGCUCCUCUACCACCAUGCAACCAUGCGCCGAUGAUGCAUCCGACGAUCCCGACAAUCUCAGCUUCACUUCCACCACCACCGUUACCAAUGCACAAGAACUGAAACGUAGUGCAAGCUCAGGCUCAGAAGCCACAACUUGGACAAGUACAACAACAAUCUCAAGCACAACCUCCUCCUCUACCACCACCGCCAAACAACAACACGCGCCGCCAUGCAAAGACCAGUACUGGCAUGCAAUUCACCGCGCAACCUCUACAAACCCUAAUGCACUCACGUUAAGCGACCUCCGCUUCGUCCACCGCCUCGGAAGCGGCGACAUCGGCAGCGUAUACCUCGUGGAGCUCAAGCACGCAGCCACCGGCUGCCUGUUCGCCGCUAAAGUCAUGGACAAGAAAGAGGUCGUGAGUCGAAACAAAGAAAAUAGGGCGAGGAUAGAAAGGGAAAUUCUGGAAAUGAUCGAUCAUCCUUUCUUGCCAACUCUGUAUGCCACGUUGGAUUGUCCACGGUGGUCGUGCCUGUUGACUGAGUUCUGUCCCGGCGGUGAUCUGCAUGUUCUCCGCCAACGGCAGCCGGAGAAAAGAUUCUCAGAAUCCGCAGUCAGGUUUUAUGCUUCAGAAGUAGUUGUUGCUCUGGAGUACCUACACAUGAUGGGGAUAGUUUACCGUGAUCUGAAGCCUGAAAAUGUACUCGUAAGAUCUGACGGUCACAUCAUGUUGACAGAUUUUGAUCUCUCUUUAAAAAGUGAAGACUCAACAUCCACGGUUCAGGUUGUUUCUGAUCAUAACCCGCCAAUCAACGAUCAACUUAUUGAUUAUCCUGUCGAUCCAUCUCCAUAUAACAAUUCUUCAUGCAUCAUACCCAAUUGCAUGGUGCCAGUUGUCUCAUGUUUUCACCCAAAACGUAAUAAACGAAAAAAGAGAUUAAGAAACCGUGGGAGCCUUGAAAUAAUUGCUGAGCCAGUUGAUGUAAGAUCAAUGUCUUUUGUUGGAACCCAUGAGUAUCUAGCCCCAGAGAUUGUAUCAAGUGAAGGUCACGGUAAUGCAGUGGAUUGGUGGACAUUGGGAAUAUUCAUAUUUGAAAUGUUCUAUGGAACAACACCAUUUAAGGGUACUGACCAUGAGUUAACCUUGGCUAAUAUUGUGGCUCGAGCCCUCGAGUUCCCUAAAGAACCAUCUGUGCCUGGACCUGCCAAGGACUUGAUCACACAACUUCUUGUAAAAGACUCAAACAAGCGAAUGGGAUCCAUUAUGGGGGCUGCAUCCAUCAAGCAUCAUCAAUUUUUCAACGGGGUCAAUUGGGCACUGUUGAGAUGUGCGAAACCGCCAUAUGUCCCCCGACCAGCUGCAUAUCAAGAUUUUGUUGCUACCAAAACUAGUACUGAUAAUUCUAUUGAGUAUUUCUAGCAUAAAGAAAUUUCAAAUUCAAAGACAAUAACACUUAUAAGUGAAUUCGUUGAAGAAUGGAAAAAUUAUAUUUGAAAAUAUAAACAUUCUUAGAUGCA